Molecule: messenger RNA, 3210 nt
Organism: Cynocephalus volans (Philippine flying lemur)
Lineage: Eukaryota; Metazoa; Chordata; Mammalia; Dermoptera; Cynocephalidae
Product: KRAB domain-containing protein 4-like
Exons: 6
Coding region: 506-1843 (445 amino acids)
Biological process (GO): regulation of DNA-templated transcription
Source: RefSeq, a predicted model, not a curated record
GCGACUGGGGACACGGGACCUGGUCUGCUCUGAAGUCCUUGUGACGCACACCAGCGAGGCUAUUUAUUCGCUCCAAGGCUGUGUUGAGAGUGCGAGUGUGGCCAGACCCACUUGCUGCAUAGCCGGCUCGGCUCUGGCGGGCUGCUCCAUCUGACGUCCUUCUCGGAGUGUCGGGGUGCUGUCGAGUUGGGCUGGGGGACUCUACAGGUAGUGGGUGCGGGAGCAGCGGCAGGCCUCUUGUUUCACUGCUCCUCUCUCUUCUCGCAGCUCUGCCUGGUCGGAACCCACCGUCUCCAGGAGGCUCGCGUGGGGAACCUACAGAUGUGACAGGCUGGACGCAGGUUUCUUAGUGUCUUUGCAAAAGCUCAGGAUCAGACUUUGUAACUAAGGUGGCUCCCUCCUUUCUGUGUAGUCCAGUGUCUUUCUACUCUGCAGAGAGUCUCAGAGGCUGAAGCUGAGCCUCCAACUGAAGGUGUCUACUUGCUCAGAACAGCAGAGGAGAACCAUGUCCCAGGAGUCACUGACAUUCAAGGAUGUGGCUGUGGGCUUCACACGGGAGGAGUGGCAGCAGCUGGACUCUGCGCAGAGGAGCCUGUACCGGGAUGUGAUGCUGGAGAACUAUAGCCACCUGGUCUCAGUGGGGUGUCUGGUCAGCAAACCUGCUGUGAUCUCCAGGUUGGAGGAGGGGAAAGAGCCAUGGAUGGAGGAGGAGGAGAUGUGCAGAUGGGGCUUUCCAGAUGAAGUUUGGCACGUUGAUACCCAAGUAGAUAGACAACAGGAGCACCAAGACAAAGCUUUGGGGCAAGUUGCAGUUCUAGACAAGAAAAAAAAUGCAGUUCUAGACAAGCCCGAAACAGGGCCCCGUGAGUGUAAUGUACCUGAAAAACAAUCCCAUCAGGACACAAACCUUGUUCUGUCAAGACAACAGGGCCGUACAUGUGACUCAUGUGGAAAGACUUUGAAACAUGACGUGGACUUUACUCCUAAUGCAUACCUUGCAAGAAGGAGAUUUGAGUAUGAUGGACAUGGGAACUUAUUUCUCUAUCCUAAGCUUGAAACUCCACAUUCUGGAGGGGAUCCACGUAAAUGUGACCAGUGUAGAAAAGCUUUAAGCCAUGACAAAGCCCUUAAUGCAGAUCAGGGAACCAAAAGUGGUGAGAAACCCCAUGCAUCUACUAAAUGCGGGAAAGUCUUCUCCCGCAGGUCAGAACUCAUUGUACAUCACAAAGUCCACGGAGGUCAGAAAUCCUAUGGGUGCAGCGGACACGGGAAUGGUUUCAGGGAGAAGGUUUGCCUCAACAAACAGGGAAAUCGCACAAAAGAAAAACCCAAUGGAGACAGCAGUUGUGGUAAAACAGCCUCCCAGAAGACAGGCCUCUCUGUACCUGAGAUGAUCCGUGCUGGAGAGAAGCCUUAUAAGUGUUUGGAAUGUGGGAAAACCUUCUCCCACAAAUCACGUCUCAUUGAACAUCAUCGAUCACAUACGGGAGAGAAGCCGUAUGGCUGCAGAGAAUGUGGGAAGUCUUUCUCCCGGAAGUCAUGCCUCAUUAUACACUAUAGAAUCCACACGGGAGAAAAGCCCUAUGGCUGCAGUGAAUGUGGGAAAGCCUUUUUUCAGAAGUCACACCUCAUUCUCCAUCAGAGGACUCACACAGGAGAGAAGCCCUAUGGGUGCAGUGAAUGUGGGAAAGCUUUCUCCCAGAACUCAUGCCUUAUCAUACACAAGAGAACUCAUAUGGGAAAGAAACCCUACGAAUGCUCCGACUGCGGAAAGACCUUCUCCCAGAAGGCAAAUCUCAUUCGGCAUCAUAGAAUUCACUCUAGGGAGAAACUGGAUGAAUGAGAGCAAAAGUUACAUCAAGAAGUCACAACCUAUCUAGAGACAGAAACCUGUGGAUGUGGAAAAGCCCUCAGCAAGAAAUCCAAUGCCACUGUGUACAGAGAUCCAUACUGAGGUGAGAUUCUGCCAACCUGGUGAAUUAGGAAAAGCUUUGUUCUGUUAAAACCAAUGAUGGAAGGAUACUGAUGGGCUAGAGUGAUGUAUUUUUAUAGGAUAUACUUGAUUAUAAAGGGCAUCUAUGUAAACUGUGGAUAUUGAGCUUUUAAAUAUAGGAAUAAAUUGUAUCAUUAAGAUGUAAUAAGCAUCAGAACAAUCCCAGAGGUAUAUAGGGGUUAUGUUCCUGUGUAUGCUACAUAAAAAUUAUUUAUUUUUGUGUUUCACUGGUGAACUGAACCUAAUUGUGAAUUUUGUAUAUGUGUAUACCGUAUUAUAUAGAAUAAUAUCUAUCAAGACGUUCUACACUAAAUUAUACCAUUCUGUCUUUGUAAUAUAUAUUAUAACUGGAAUGAUAUGAAUUAAUUAUUAAACCUGAAGUCCAUAUACAGUGCCACAUACUAUUUCUACUGUUGAUUCCUGGCAGGUAUUACAGAGCACCUGAAUCUGGAAGCCAACCAUUUCAUAACAUCUUCUGAUAUCUCUCAGUCAACUAGUUUUAAGUUAUAUAUUAAAUGUAUAAGGUUAAUACUCCCUUUUCUGGCAAUAUGGUAAACUGUCUUAAGUGAACCCUUCUGAUAUAAAAAAAAAAAUAAAGGAAAAUAAAAGGCUAACAUUCUUUUAAAUGCAUAAUUCAGCUUGCAAGAAAAUAAGAAGUUUCCAGUUGCCAGCUAUGUAGGGGGAACUGAAAACCAGGAAUAAAGUUUGUGAGGUGAUGCUGUAACUGCACUUUGGGUUUAUUUGUUUACCCAGAAGCUUGGGUGUUAGAGAUGACAGGAACACAAGAGACCAGGCCCUGGGGCCCCAGAAGGCAGGGAGUUGGCUCUGAAGUAGCUCAUCAAUUCAGAACUUUUGGAAGUCUGUACAUACAGGGGAAGGGUAGACCAGAGACAGAAAGCUUGUCUGUCUCUCUUUGGGCUCUGGGUAGGGUAAGAAUUUACCUUAAUGAAUCAGAAGCAUUGACCUGCAUCUCAUACAAGUUAGGAUUUUGAAUUUGCUGUAUUCAUGUCCUGAGAAAUUGAACAAUUAACAAAUGUGUCGUGGUCUUUGAAACAACUUGCAGAAGCAAACACAAAAUGUUUUUGGAGGAGGACAUCCUCAACUCAUGCUUCUCAGGAUUCUGACACACAAACUCCAGCUGAGUUCAUUUCAUGUGUGGGCAGGGGCCAUAUAGGAAAUCUCUGUACCUUCUUCUCUGUUGUGCUGUGAACCUAAAA